AAGUAAUGUCUUACGGAUCGGCUGUUGCUUGUCUGAAUUCUUAUUCACAGGGAAAGUGUGAAAAUACCCAUGCAAAGUUAGCAAAUGAAUUACUCUGUGUAUUUGUACAAAUGUUUUAUGAUCGCUACAUAUUUCCGAUUGUAUUUUGUUGUUUGUCUCUCUUAGUUUUGCUGUGGUCAGUCACGAAAAAUGCCAUGUUAGAAGAAAUUAAUACACAUUUGUUUCAUUCUUAAAAUUCUGUUUAUACAGAAACGACGUUUAAUUAUUACUAUAUAAUGCAUUGUGGUGAACUUGACAAAGAUUUAGCUGUUCAAAAAUUUCAAGAAUAUUUGAAAAUAAAGUCAGUUCAUCCUGAUCCCGAUUAUGCUUCAGCUGUGACGUUCUUGGAAAGAUAUGCGAAGGAGUUGCAACUAGAUGUAAAGCGGAUUGAGGUCGGAGCUAAUCGCAGGGAAAUAAUCGUUAUGACGAUACCAGGAAAAGAUCCUAGUCUUCCUUCCAUUUUGCUAAAUUCUCAUACUGAUGUUGUACCGGUAUUUCUUGAACACUGGAAGUACGAUCCAUGGGCGGCAGUUAAAGAUGACAAAAGAGAUAUAUAUGGACGUGGCGCACAAGAUAUGAAAUGUGUCGGCAUACAACAUUUGGAGGCAAUCAGAGUGUUGAAGGUUAUUAGAAAGGAAUCUUUCCAAAGAACAAUACACAUUUCAUUUGUACCUGAUGAAGAAAUCAAUGGCGGCCAAUUGGGAAUGAAACUAUUUUUGGACACGGCAGAAUUCAAAGCUUUGAAUAUUGGUUUUGCCUUGGACGAAGGACUAGCGAACCCGGACAAUAAAUAUUCCGUCUUCUAUGGAGAAAGGAGUCCGUGGUGGGUGCGCGUCAAAUGUCACGGAAACCCUGGUCACGGAUCCAGAUUUAUUCCGAACACCGCCGCGGAAAAGUUACAUAAAGUCAUCAAUGCGUUUUUAUCCUUCAGAAGCUCGGAAGAAUCUCGUUUAAAUGGCGAUUCGUGCAUGUUUCUCGGGGAUGUGACUUCGGUAAAUCUCACUAUGCUAGAAGGUGGUGUACAACCAAACGUCGUACCUGAAGAAUUUAUAGCAACUUUCGAUAUUAGGAUUCCCCCUUCGGUUGACUUGAAUGCAUUUGAAGAUAAAAUUACGAGUUGGUGUAAAGAGGCUGGUGAUGACGUCACCUUCGAAUUUUUGAGUAAAAACAAGAACCAGAAAACUACCAGUACAAAAGAGGAUAACCCAUGGUGGACUGCGUUUGCCGGAGUACUACAACGUAGAGGUGUUGAAAUAGUAAAAGAAAUAUUUCCUGCAGCUACCGACGGUCGUUUUCUACGAGAAAUUGGCUACCCAGUGAUUGGUUUCAGUCCAAUGCGGAAUACUCCAAUAUUGCUACACGAUAACAACGAGUUUCUUAAUGAAGAAAUAUUCUUGGAGGGAAUUGAGGUGUACUGUGAAUUGUUGCCUGCUCUUGCUAAUUUGAAAAUGUAAAUUUGUUUUUAAUUUUCAGUUGUGUGACACAACGACAAAUCUGUCUUCAUAUCCUUAAUUGACAAUAAUUUAUGCAAAAUUAAAAUAUUCGAAUUAAAAUAUGUAUUUU
Molecule: messenger RNA, 1602 nt
Organism: Styela clava
Lineage: Eukaryota; Metazoa; Chordata; Ascidiacea; Stolidobranchia; Styelidae
Product: aminoacylase-1-like
Biological process (GO): amino acid metabolic process
Cellular component (GO): cytoplasm
Molecular function (GO): aminoacylase activity
Source: RefSeq, a predicted model, not a curated record